UAAAUGAUUAUCGUUGACAAUUUUUGCGAUACUACACCUAGGCUGAUUUAGUAGGUGUACUGUUAUUACUUGGAACUCAUAGAGGAUAUUAUAUAAAACACCACGCGCUAUUGUUUAGUGUAAACACACACUCUUGUCAAACAGAGGCAAAAUCUCUGCGUAGGCUAUACUAAAUGUAACGACGUGCUGCUGCUGCUGCUGCUGAUGAUAAACAAAUGACGUGCGUCAAGACGUGUGAAUUUCCCAGUGAAGAAAACUGAAGCUGCUGUGCUAUGAUAUAAUGUCCCGGGGAAGAAGUGAAAAAUUAAGGCAAAAUAAAUAAAUAAAAUAAAAUAAAAUAAAAUAAAAUAAAAAUGCCGCCAAACCCGCGUAGGGAAAUUAUGAAUUGAGGUACAAGCACGCGCUGUAUUAAAAAAUAAUGUCCGAGACAGGAAGUAGUACCUCUGUGUCCACCCCCACAGACAUGCGGCAUGGAAACAAAUGUGAGGGCGUGCGUGUGUGUUGAAACAGCACUCUAAAAUUAUCUAAAGCUGCGGAACGGAUCGAGGUUAUGUGGUGUGUUUUUCGUGGUAAUGGUUUGGUGCAGAAAUGCGAGCUCGCUGUUGACUGUGUGCGCGAGUUUCCGUGUGUAUCCUUACGCGCUCGAGCGGCCGUUAAGAGCUGCGCGCUGAUUGGCUGCAGCCAAGGAGGACGCUUUAAUACUUAUGGUGCUGUGGUUGGCUGCAGACUGUAAAGGUUCAAGCAAUUUUUUUUUACAGCUUAGUGUCUGUGGCACCGUAAUUAAUUGUAGCUAGCCGUCUCUUAUCGAUGCGUUUGGAAGGAACAUGAAAUAGCAGUUGUGUUGUGGUGUUUUUUUUUUCUUUUUUAAUCAAAGGACUUUACCGGUCGGCCUUAGAGAUUAGAGAUCCAAUUGUGCUGCUGCUGCUGCUGCUGCUGCUACUGCUGCUGCUGGUGGUUACUAUUUCUACCUUUACGUGUGAUGUUGGAUAUGGGAGAACGGAAAGAAGUGAAAAUGAUUCCCAAAUCAUCGUUCAGUAUAAACAGCCUGGUGCCUGAAGCCGUCCAGAGUGACAACCACCACAGGACCAUCCCCGAAGAAGAAGAGAAAAUCCCUUUACCUAUAGCACAGGACACGAAGUCGGAGAACACUUGCGCUAAAAGUGACAAUUCUGAGCCAACGGACGAUAAGGAAAAACAGGAGGAAAAAAAAGACUCCAAAGAGGGCGAAGGAGGCAAAGACGGCGAAAAGAAAAACGGCAAGUACGAGAAACCUCCCUUUAGCUAUAACGCCUUAAUCAUGAUGGCCAUCAGGCAAAGUCCGGAGAAACGGUUAACGCUGAACGGCAUUUACGAGUUCAUUAUGAAAAAUUUUCCAUACUACCGGGAAAACAAGCAAGGCUGGCAGAACUCCAUCAGGCACAACCUAAGUUUGAACAAGUGCUUUGUCAAAGUUCCGCGGCAUUACGAUGACCCGGGCAAAGGGAACUACUGGAUGCUCGACCCUUCGAGUGACGACGUGUUCAUCGGCGGCACGACGGGAAAACUUCGGCGGAGAUCGACCACGUCACGGGCCAAGCUGGCGUUCAAGCGCGGCGCACGGCUCACCUCCACUGGCCUCACAUUCAUGGAUAGAGCUGGCUCUCUAUACUGGCCCAUGUCGCCCUUCCUUUCGCUGCACCACCCCAGGGCAAGCGGCGCCCUGAGCUACAACGGCACGUCCUCGGCCUACCCGAGCCACCCGAUGUCCUAUAGCACCAUGCUGACGCAGAACGGUUUGAGCAACAACCACUCGUUCCCGUCCUCGAACGGCCUGAGCGUGGACAGACUCGUGAACGGAGAGAUCCCGUACGCCACGCAUCACCUGACGGCGGCAGCACUGGCCGCAUCUGUGCCCUGCGGCCUCUCAGUGCCCUGCUCAGGGACGUACUCUCUCAACCCGUGCUCAGUGAACCUCCUGGCGGGACAGACCGGCUAUUUCUUUCCCCAUAUGCCGCAUCCUUCCAUGAGUUCGCAGGGCAGCACGUCGAUGAGUUCUCGCACAGCUUCUUCUUCGUCGCCGCAGGCGGCUGCGUCUCUCCCGUGCGAGUCGUUAAGGCCUACACUACCGAGCUUCUCGUCGGGACUUUCCGCCGGACUGUCUGAUUACUUCACACAUCAGAACCAAGGCUCUACGUCCAAUCCUCUUAUACACUAA
Molecule: messenger RNA, 2194 nt
Organism: Ictalurus furcatus (blue catfish)
Lineage: Eukaryota; Metazoa; Chordata; Actinopteri; Siluriformes; Ictaluridae
Gene: foxg1a
Product: forkhead box G1a
Exons: 1
Coding region: 980-2194 (404 amino acids)
Biological process (GO): regulation of transcription by RNA polymerase II
Cellular component (GO): nucleus
Molecular function (GO): sequence-specific double-stranded DNA binding; DNA-binding transcription factor activity
Source: RefSeq, a predicted model, not a curated record